Molecule: messenger RNA, 1929 nt
Organism: Gossypium raimondii (Peruvian cotton)
Lineage: Eukaryota; Viridiplantae; Streptophyta; Magnoliopsida; Malvales; Malvaceae
Product: 2-methylpropanoate--CoA ligase CCL4
Exons: 1
Coding region: 102-1787 (561 amino acids)
Source: RefSeq, a predicted model, not a curated record
AGAAUGUAAGCGUAACGCAACUUUGAAAAGGAUAAAAGCAAAACAGAAUUACUUCCACGCUUCAAAGACGAAGAACACCCAAAAUAACAUAAAAUAAAAUUAUGGAAGAGCUAAAGCCAAGGCCUGCAAGUUGCUUCCCUUUCACUCCAUUAGGCUUCUUAGAAAGGGCGGCCACCGUCUACGGCGAUUGCACCUCCAUCAUCUACAAUAACACUUCCUUCACCUGGUCCCAAACCCACCGCCGAUGCCUCCAGCUAGCUUCUUCCCUCUCCUCCAUCGGUAUCGGCAGCGGUCACGUCGUCUCCGUUUUAUCCUACAACAUCCCCGCCAUGUACGAGAUUCAAUUCGGCGUUCCCAUGUCUGGUGCUAUUCUUAACUGCAUCAACACCCGUCUCGACGCUCGCACAGUCUCCGUUCUCCUCCGCCACUGUGAACCGAAGCUCCUCUUCGUCGAUACCCUCUCUCAGUCUCUCGCCCUGGAAGCCAUCUCCCUCUUCCCCCCUAACAAAUCCCCCCCGCUUCUCGUUUUAAUCCAAGACGAUCACGAUGACGCCGGGGGUUCCAAUUCCUCAUUAUCCACCGUUGAUUCUCGCUUCUGUUGCACGUACGAGAGCCUGGUGGAGAAAGGCGACCCUAAUUUCAAAUGGAUUAGGCCUAAAAGUGAGUGGAGUCCGAUUGUUUUGAACUAUACAUCAGGCACCACAUCAUCCCCCAAAGGAGUGGUUCAUAGUCACAGAGGAAUUUUCACCAUGACCGUUGAUUCUUUAAUCGAUUGGGAGGUUCCAAAACAACCAGUUUAUUUAUGGACACUCCCCAUGUUUCACGCUAAUGGGUGGAGUUACACUUGGGGCAUGGCUGCCGUCGGCGGCACCAAUGUUUGUGUUCGCAAAUUCGAUGCCUCCACCGUAUAUAGUUUAAUUAAGAAACAUGGUGUCACUCACAUGUGUGGAGCGCCUGUUGUGCUUAACAUGUUAUCCAAUUCCCCUGAAAUUAAGCCACUCCCAAAUCCUGUUCAAAUCCUUACCGCCGGAGCUCCACCGCCGGCGGCAGUGCUGUCUAGGACCGAGUCACUCGGAUUCGUCGUGAGUCACGGUUACGGGUUAACCGAAACGGGAGGGCUUGUGGUAUCUUGCGCUUGGAAAAGGGAAUGGAACAAGCUACCGGCGACGGAGCGAGCAAGGUUGAAAGCGAGGCAAGGAGUGAGAACCAUCGGAAUGACGGAAGCGGACGUGGUGGACCCUGAGUCAGGACUCAGUGUAAAACGAGACGGGUCAACUCUUGGGGAGAUCGUUUUAAGAGGCGCCUCUGUCAUGUUGGGUUACUUGAAAGACCCAAACGCCACCAACAAAUGCAUGAAAGAAAAUGGGUGGUUUUACACGGGAGACGUCGGCGUUAUGCACUCCGAUGGGUACAUGGAAAUCAAAGACCGUUCAAAGGAUGUUAUAAUCAGCGGCGGCGAGAAUCUGAGCAGCGUCGAAGUUGAGUCGGUUCUGUACAAUCACCCGGCAAUCAAUGAAGCGGCGGUAGUGGCUCGACCAGAUGAGUAUUGGGGAGAGACUCCUUGCGCGUUUGUGAGUUUGAAAAAUGAGUUGACUCAGAAACCGAGUGAGCAGGACAUAAUACAGUAUUGCAGAGCUAAGUUGCCACACUACAUGGUGCCCAAAACGGUGGUUUUUAAGGAAGAAUUGCCCAAGACGUCGACGGGGAAGGUUCAGAAGUUUGCUCUUAGAGAUAUGGCGAAGGCGCUGGGUCCUUCGUCAUCUUCCUCACGGCUGAGUCGGAUGUAAGCUCCCUUGGUACUCACUAUCUGCAUGAUCAACAUCGGAUUGCCGUAAUUAUGAAAUAGUAGUGAAAGCUGAAUUUAUGACUUAGUAAAAUACUCUUACGAUCUGUACGGGCUUUAUUAAUAACACAUUAAACUUUCAUAAA